Messenger RNA from Vanessa atalanta (red admiral), 1087 nucleotides. It is a transcript of the gene CPR54, whose product is annotated as skin secretory protein xP2-like. The transcript has 6 exons. Gene Ontology annotation, molecular function: structural constituent of chitin-based larval cuticle. Gene Ontology annotation, cellular component: chitin-based extracellular matrix. The record is from RefSeq and is a predicted model, not a curated record. NCBI's taxonomy places the organism in Eukaryota, Metazoa, Arthropoda, Insecta, Lepidoptera, Nymphalidae. Bases 15 to 1025 code for a protein of 336 amino acids.
UCCGACUUGACGACAUGACGGCGUUAGUGAGAUUGGCUAUCCUUGCAAUAUGCGCGUGCGCGCACGCUCAGUACGCGGAAGAGCGAGCGCCGCGGUACAUCGCCUCGGAGCCAAAAGUCGCUCCUACGCCUGUGCCCAUACUUAAACAAAUUAACAGGCACAAUGAAGACGGCUCCUACACAUAUGGAUAUGAAGCCGCAGAUGGUUCCUUCAAAAUUGAGACCAAGUCGCCAAGCGGAGAAGUCAAGGGAAAAUACGGCUACAAGGACGACACGGGAAAGGUCCGCGUUAUCGAAUACGGAGCCAACAAAUACGGUUUCCAGCCAGCAGGCGAGGGCAUCACCGUCGCGCCUCCCACCCUCGUCGAUGAAUCCACACGGGACGAAGGCCUAAGACCUGGCAAGGGACAGAACGGACGUUCUCAGUAUCGCGAACAGUCUGUCGAUUACGACUAUGAGGAUUCCGCACCGGCGCCUACCCCGCGCCCCGCACCUCGGCCUGCACCCCGCCCCGCCCCGCAACCCGCCUACCGCGCACCCCCUCAACAGCAAUACAGACCUGCCCCUCAACCACAAGAACAAUACAGACCUGCCCCACAACCGCAGGAACAGUACAGAUCUGCCCCACAACAGCAACAACAAUACAGACCUGCCCCACAGCCUCAGCAACAGUACAGACCUGCCCCACAACAGUCUCCCACACCUCCUAAGCCGGCGUUCUUCGCGGGAGCGGCCCCGGUACCAGCCGAAGACAACUUCUUCAACCCUGAGCCAAGCCAGCCGAGACAGCAGCAGUACAGGCCCAAACAGGACUUCAGACCUGCCCCUCAGCCCCAGCAGUUCUCCCCCAAGCACACACAAGUGGAUUUCAACCAGGACUUCAAUUCAGCUCCUCAAUCUCAACCGCGUUACCAAUCGAACCAGAGGAGUCAACCGUUUUCGAUGUUAGAUCAACUUCUAAAGGAGUAUGCUCUCCCUCAGGGAGGAGCCGCACCCCUUCACGAUAUUACGUUCGGAUCGUACUAGUUCGAAUAAUCGAUUACAUUUUGUAAAUAUGUAGUGUACUUUUAAUUAAACGAAUUUUUAAA